AUGCAGAAUAGUGCCAACAUGGAGUCGAGAUCCUCUUUUCGGAUUGUCAAUCGGUUUACCCCAGAUUACUCUGCUUCUCUUUUUACUCAAUAUGAGUCCCAAAGAACUGGAAUGAGAGUGGUCACCAUAGACCAGAAAGGCCCAAGAGUUCAAGGGCACUUUGUGCUUGCUACUGAGAUCCACGAUGAUUCUGGUGCGCCCCAUACUUUGGAGCAUUUGUGCUUUAUGGGCUCAAGAAACUAUCAAGACAAAGGAAUUCUUUACAAACUUUCAGCCCGGUUGUAUUCGGAGAUCAAUGCUUGGACAACUGUCGAUCAUACCGCUUAUACGCUUGAGUCCGCUGGAUGGGAGGCAUUUGCUCAAUUGUUACCAGUAUACCUAGAACAUAUCAUUACCCCGACAUUGAGUGAUUCUAGCUGCUACACAGAGGUAUACCAUAUUGAUGGCACUGGGCAUGAUGCAGGUGUUGUGUAUUCUGAAAUGCAAUCAUUCCGGAAUGACUCUCUAUACCGUGCGGAUGUCUGUGGCCGCAGACUACUCUAUCCGGCAGGCGUUGGAUUUAGGUAUGAAACCGGUGGAAUGAUAGAAAAUCUUAGAGUUCUUACGGCGGACCGAAUUCGCGAGUUUCAUCGAGAAAUGUACCAACCGAAAAAUUUAUGCCUUGUUAUUACAGGCGAGAUUGACCAUGAGAAUCUUUUUGAAAAACUCCAUAAACUGGAGGACACGAUUAUGGAUAUUAUUCCAAGUCCGUCUGCCCAUUUUAUAAGGCCUUGGAUUGACUCACCCCAGGCUUCUCCUCUUCAGAAGUCAGUUGUUGAAAGGGUUGAGUUCCCAGAAGAUGACGAGUCAUUUGGAAUGAUUCAGAUUCGCUUCCUUGGGCCUGAUCUCAAGGACCGUGUUUUGGGCUCAUCUGCUUCUCUUUUGGUGCAUGCCCUUGUUGAACAGGAGCAGGUUACAUCCGCAGUAACAUAUGACACGGAGGAGAGGCCGCAUACGGAAAUUACCUUCACCCUGUCGAAUGUCGCCACGGAAGAGCUGGGGGCUGUUGAACGCCGGUUCUUUGAGAUCCUGGAAGAUGCAAUGAAGAGGGAGAUAGACAUGAAAUACAUGCAUGACUGUAUUCAGCGACACCAACGGAUCUGGAAAUUUGCAACAGAGACAUCGACUACCUCAUUUACUGAAGCUGUGAUAACUGACUUCCUCUUCGGGGAACGGGAUGGCUCAACACUAGAAACUCUGGGAACGUUGGAAGAGUACAAAGUUUUAGAGAAAUGGACUGAUUUGGAAUGGCGAAAUUAUAUUAAGAAAUGGAUUUCUAACGCACAUCAUGUUUCUGUUCUGGCUAUACCUUCCGCCAAAAUGGCUACAGAUGUGAUGGAGGAUGAACAGAAGCGUAUUGAGGAACGAAAAGCCGAGUUGGGGGCAGAGGGGUUAAAGAGGCUCGCAGAGGCUCUAGAGAAGGCAAAGAGGGAUCAUGUUGAGGAACCGUCAACUGAUCUAAUGUCGAGAUUUACCAUUCCUGGUACUGAUUCAAUCCAUUUCAUUCAAACAGCUACGGCAAAGGCAGGUCUUGCUUUGAAGUCUAAACGUACCGAUAAUGAUACCCAGGAAUUAAUAGAUUCAGAUGGGUCUGAAUUGCCUUUAUUCAUCCACUUCGAGGGUAUAUCUAGCAACUUCGUGCAGCUGAUCCUGAUGAUCUCAACGGAGGAUGUACCUCAUACUUUGCUGCCUUUACUGCCAUUAUACACUGAAUCCUUCUUCAGCCUGCCCAUCAAAAAGGAUGGCGAAAUAUUAUCGUUCGAACGGGUUAUCGUUGAUCUAGAGAAAGAUACAGUGGGCUACUGGAUGUCUCCAACUUACAACAACCCUGAAUCCCUUUCGAUCUCCCUCCAGGUAGAGGCCAAUAGGUAUCAAGCCGCCAUAUCCUGGCUGAAAGAUCUAACAUGGAACUCAAUCUUUGCUGUUGACAGGUUGAGGGCUGUCACAUCAAAACUACUCGCAGAUGUCCCAGAAGAAAGAAGAGAUGGAGAAGUUAUGGUGGAAGCUAUCGGGAUAAUGACGCACUUGGGAGAAAAGUCCAUAUCUAGAGCGUACACGGCGCUCGUGAAAGGUCGAUAUCUAAAACGUGUCCAAAAAGUGUUGGCUACCAAACCAGAUGAAGUUGUCCGACAAAUGGAGGAAGUUCGAAAGUCACUUUUCCGUGCUGAAAACUUCAAAGUUCUCGUUAUUGCCGAUGUUAAAAAACUUACUAGCCCCGUCACGUCGUGGAACCCAUUUAUAGCCGGCUUGGAUACCUCAAAGGAGCUGAAACCCGUGGUCUAUGUGGCAGAACGGCUAAGUGAUGCUGGCAGACACAUGGGCAAGCACGCCUAUGUUGUUCCAAUAAGGUCGAUGGAUUCUUCAUAUGCUGAGUCGAGUUCGAAGGGAAUUUGUUCUCAUGAUGACCCAAAAUUACCUGCAUUGAUGGUUGCCAUUGCUUAUCUGAACAUGGAAGAGGGACCAAUGUGGAACGCCCUUCGAGGGCCCGGACUAGCCUACUUUUUCUAUUUGCGAACGAAUAUUGAAAGUGGGCUUAUACAUUUCAUGAUCCAUCAAUCCCCCAAUGCUUACAAAGCUUUUGAGGCAGCAAAGACAACCGUUGAGGGUCUUCUCUCUGGUUGUAUGGAAGUUGAAUCAAAGAACGUACUGGAAUGCGCGGUUAGCACUUUGAUUAACCAGUUCGCUACUGAAAAACAGACUUAUUACGAGGCAGCUUUUGAUAGUUUUGUCAAAGACACAAUUCUCAACUUACCGAGUGACUACAAUGAGACUCUGUUGAAGAAGAUUAGGGCUAUUGAUAUGGGACAAGUAAAGGAGGCCAUCCGUGAUUUCGUUUUACCCCUAUUUACCGCAGGAAUGACAGAUCUAUUUGUGACCUGUGCGCCAGCCCUCAAAGAGGCCAUCCAUAAGGGGUUUGAAUCGGCAGGCUUCCAGCCAAAAAUACAGUCUCUUCGCGAUUUUGAGGACGACUAUGGGCUGAAGUUUGAUCACGAUGGCCAUGAAGAUAGCGACAUUGAAGAAGAUGAUGACGAUGAUGACGAUGAUGACGAUGACGACGACGACAAUGGCGAAGAAGAAGAAGAAGAUGAAGAAGAAGAAGAAGAUGAUGAUGAUGACGAAGAGAACUAG
Molecule: messenger RNA, 3168 nt
Organism: Trichophyton benhamiae CBS 112371
Lineage: Eukaryota; Fungi; Ascomycota; Eurotiomycetes; Onygenales; Arthrodermataceae
Exons: 3
Coding region: 1-3168 (1055 amino acids)
Molecular function (GO): metal ion binding
Source: RefSeq, a predicted model, not a curated record